AUGGUGCACACUGCCCUGAAAAGCUGUUGCAUUACAACUCUAGGACAUUGGAAGCCAGAAUUCUCGGGCGAAAACAUCAAGAGAUGGGUCGCGGAAGCCAGCGGUAAAGUCACGACUACUCCAACCGACAGCACCACCCAUGCUGUCAUCACCACCAAAAUAUGGAAUCAGAAAGGCGCCGAACUUCAGGAGAUCCUCCGUCGCAAAGCUCAAGGCCAAGAUAUCCACAUCGUCGACUUUCCAUGGCUGGAAGACUCCCUCUCGAAGAAGGCUAAGCUCGCGGAGCACAAGUACUGCUACGAGAAGCGGGCGCGUGAUUUGGCGAAGGGUGCGGAGAAGCAAGCGGAGAAGGACAGACGGGAUAUGGAGAAAUUGAACAGGGCGACACAGCCGAAGACGGUCUCUGGGAUGUUGGCACAGGAGUAUCUGGGGCAUACGGAGCAGUAUGUCGAUGAAAAGGAGAAGCGGAGGGCACUUGAGAAGGCGAGGGCGGAGGAGAUCUCAAGAAAAGAGAGGGAGGAGGAGAAGCGGAAAGCGUUCGAGGUCCAGCGCGAUCAGGCGCAAUUUCGCGCAGUGGCGGAGGUAUUCAAGCGAGGAGUGAAGAAGGCGAGGAACGAGCUCCUUUCUGGUGAGUCAGCUCUGUUUGCGUUCGAACCCAACAUUUUGUACUGACCCAGAGCAAUCCUAGACAACCACCACAUCUACGUCGACUCCACUGGCUUCUACUACGACGUCGUCCUUACCCGGGUCAACCCUUAUAACAAGGAAGAAACAGAAGUCCAGGAACUGACUGUAAGUCAGCAAUCGUAGCCAUCAUCUUCCGCGAGGAAUGCUAACAGCUCACACACAGCUCCAGAUCUUCGAAUCCAACAAUGAACCACACACAUAUGCCUUCAACGCGAAAUGCACUGGCACCGCAUUGAUCCAGAACAACGUCAUCGCAGCUCUUGGAAGCACGUACAGCACGGCUUUCCGCGCCUUCAAGAAGGUCUUCAAAGAGCAUACUCAGUUCGAGUGGGAUAAUCGCUUCAGGGCUGCAGAGGAGCGGGAGAAGGCUGGACGCGAGCGACGCCCUAAACAGGGGCAGCGAGUCGAGUUCAAGGACAUGCCGUUCUUGUACCACCCGCCGACGUACGGUCCACUUGGCGAGGUGCCUGAGAAGACUCUAGCGCAAAUGGCUGCCGAGGCUAUUCAGAAGGCAUGGAGUGAGAAGAAGAACCAGUCUGGGGCAAGUAAGAAGUAUGUCAGGAGUGGUGACAUCGGCGCGCGGUCUGUGAAUUCGCGAAAUUCGUCGGGAGAUUCGGAGCACGAUCCUGCGGAAGACCUCCAGCGCCUUGAGGAAGAGGUUGAAGCUGAGGCGUUGGCGAAUGCGCUCGAUGCUCCAUUCGCUGCGAAACAGAAUGCCAGCCAGAGUGGGCCUGGUGCCUCCGACGAGCUUCCUGAAGACACAGCAUUGGGAAAGCGCAAGGGGGCACCGGGUGAGCCGAACGAGGACAGGUCGACUGACAAGAGAGCCAAGACCGCCACGGUUGAGGACCUGUACCCCUUCGAAUUCGGACCCGAUGAUGGCGCUCAGGACGACAGCACUCUUUUCGACUUUUUCGAUGAUCCUACUCCUGACUACGGCCUUGGCGAGGCAUUCCCGUCUUCUUGA
Messenger RNA from Lecanosticta acicola, 1654 nucleotides. The record is from the annotation of a GenBank genome assembly. Lineage: Eukaryota; Fungi; Ascomycota; Dothideomycetes; Mycosphaerellales; Mycosphaerellaceae.